Molecule: messenger RNA, 2490 nt
Organism: Mus pahari (shrew mouse)
Lineage: Eukaryota; Metazoa; Chordata; Mammalia; Rodentia; Muridae
Gene: Stx18
Product: syntaxin 18
Exons: 11
Coding region: 103-1107 (334 amino acids)
Biological process (GO): intracellular protein transport; retrograde vesicle-mediated transport, Golgi to endoplasmic reticulum
Cellular component (GO): membrane; endoplasmic reticulum; SNARE complex
Molecular function (GO): SNAP receptor activity
Source: RefSeq, a predicted model, not a curated record
GGAGUGCGGAAUCGGAACGUCCCUCAGCAACCGAGUUCUUGCCGGGGUCGCUAGCUGCUGACGUGUGCCUGACCGGCUUCAGGCCCGGGGUUGCGGGUCGCUAUGGCGGUGGACAUCACACUGCUCUUCCGAGCUAGCGUCAAGACAGUGAAGACGCGGAAUAAGGUUCUGGGAGUGGCCGUGGGUGGCGGGGCCGAUGGCAGCCGGGACGAGCUGUUCCGCAGAAGCCUUCGGCCCAAGGGAGACUUCUCCAGCCGGGCCCGUGAAGUGAUUUCUCACAUUGGGAAGCUGAGAGAUUUUCUCCUGGAGCACAGGAAGGAGUAUGUUAAUGCCUACAGCCACACCAUGUCUGACUAUGGGAAGAUGACAGACACAGAGCGAGACCAGAUAGACCAGGAUGCUCAGAUAUUCAUGAGGACCUGUUCAGAAGCAAUCCAGCAACUCAGAACAGAAGCCCACAAGGAGAUACAUUCCCAGCAAGUGAAGGAACACAGGACUGCGGUUUUGGAUUUCGUUGAAGAUUACUUAAAAAGAGUGUGUAAGCUUUACUCUGAACAGAGAGCCAUCCGAGUGAAGCGCGUGGUGGACAAGAAAAGACUAUCUAAGCUGGAACCUGAGCCACAUACAAAGAGGAAAGAAUCCACAUCUGAGAAAACCCCUCAGAACGCUUCCCAGGACUCUGAAGAAAAGCCUGCUGCUGAGGAGUUGCCAGAAAAGCCUUUGGCUGAAUCACAGCCGGAACUGGGAACCUGGGGUGAUGGCAAGGGUGAAGAUGAGCUGUCUCCAGAAGAGAUACAGAUGUUUGAACAAGAAAAUCAGCGACUCAUUGGUGAAAUGAACAGCUUGUUUGACGAAGUAAGGCAAAUCGAAGGGAGAGUUGUUGAAAUUUCCAGACUCCAAGAGAUAUUCACCGAAAAGGUUUUGCAACAGGAAACUGAGAUCGACAGCAUUCACCAGUUAGUCGUGGGGGCAACUGAAAAUAUUAAAGAAGGCAACGAAGACAUCCGAGAGGCCAUCAAAAACAACGCAGGCUUCCGAGUGUGGGUCCUCUUCUUCCUCGUGAUGUGCUCCUUUUCCCUGCUCUUCCUCGACUGGUACGACAGCUAGCCCACCAGGGCCGCGCCUGCGCCUGCACCACUGCCUUGGACACACCACGUGCCAGCAUGUGUCUCAUCUGCUGUGGAGCUGUGUAAGGUCUGAGGACUGGGAAAACACCGCCCCCAAGCCAACCUUUCGAACCUCUCAGGACCUGGAAAUACAUGGAUUGCAAGUGCCCUUCAGGCCAUUAGGAGCUGCACCUUCAGGACAGGCCACGAGCAUGGUGGGGACUGAGCAGAGCAAGGAGAUGGCAGGCCUCCUAUCCCCAUUAUAGGCUCGGAGCCCCAUCUCCUGCCCUUCCCACGCCAGUAGCUUCAGGGGAGAACAUGCCUAAUUUUGCUAAAGUCAUCAGUUCUUAUUUCCUUGUGGCAUCUAAUGUGUGCUGAUAAGUGGCCAUUUUGUCAUAGAAAAUAAUUCACAUCUGCCUUGUCAAGCUAAUAAACGCAAUUACAGCCACUUACUGCAGUCAGUGAGUCUCCACUGAGCCCCUCUGGCCACCACCUGGCUGGACAGGCAGGCUCUGGUGCCCUCCACUAGGCCUCUCUCCUGACCUGGCUCCCCAGCUUGUUAACAGCAAAGCUAGGGCCUAGAGGCACAGGAAGCCCCAUUUCCUGCCACUGGGUCCUGGAUGUUUGUGUUCCAAGAAGGGUGUGGACCUCCGAAGAGUGGACCUUCUGCAUACUUGCCCCUCUAGAAGAGGCCAUGGGGUUGCCUUUUGAGAACUAGAAGUGUGUGGCACAUGGCCUACAUCUGUGUACAGAUGUAUCUGGGUUGCACAAUUCCUGCUGAAGCACAUGAGUACAGACAGUCCAGUGUGCGGCUUAGGUACCCACAAGUUCUUUAUUUGUAGAGUGAACAUGAGAAGUUACAUUGGGAGAGUUCACAGUGGGUAAAGGGCUACGUUAGAAAACACAGCGGGCCUGCCUACCGCACGCACACGGCCCGUGAGUCGGAUCCCUCUACAGACAAGUUUUGGCACGUGUAUUGCUCUUUCCGCAUUCCUGGCAGUUUCCCAGUGCACUUCAAGCUCAUGACUGUGUGACCCCUCCCCCUGUACUGAGCUCAUGGCCUUUGUUUUAGAACACCUCAACAAUAAAUAAUGUUGUCUCAGUAGCACACCUCAGGAAGCAGCAGUGGCGCUGAUGGUGGCCACCAUGCUUAUUCACAAAGGUCUCAGACUAUUUGCCAUUUAUUUCUGACCUAAUAAAGAACACCGAGACUUCUGACAUGCCCACCAGAAAUAACACAUUCUGAGAACAUGGAAGAAAACAAUCAGGAAUAGCUUUUUCUAUUUAAUUGUCUUACACAUUUAGUUUACCUACUGGUGAUUUUGUAAACAUAUACUUUAAUGUCAAGAUUCAGAUUGAAACAUAAACAUACUUUUCUUACAAA